Physcomitrium patens is the source of this 1427-nucleotide messenger RNA. RefSeq names its product peptidyl-prolyl cis-trans isomerase FKBP20-2, chloroplastic. Lineage: Eukaryota; Viridiplantae; Streptophyta; Bryopsida; Funariales; Funariaceae. Gene Ontology annotation, molecular function: peptidyl-prolyl cis-trans isomerase activity. The record is from RefSeq and is a predicted model, not a curated record.
AUGGCUGAAUUCCUGCUGCAAUUAACGAGUGCUCUUGUGUCGUCGCAGCAGAGACACCGUGAGACCCAGAGGGACUGCCAUCAGCCUGAGGAUGAAGGCCGAAUGUCAUCUACGUCAUCCGACUUCAUCAUUAACUCAUUCAAGGGGGAGUUUCCUUCGAGGUCGGGGACCUCGAAUGAGGUGCGGACCCAAUGGAUCGACACCUCAAUUUCCACAGUGGAUAAAUGGCCGCCUGCCCGCCCUGCCCGCCCGCGCGUCGACGCAGCCACAGCUGAAUGGGGGGGGGGAGUCAGGCUUUGCUGGGCGGGGCUUUGCACACGCAGUGGUCGCAAUAACAAUUGCAAUGUCUGGAUAGCCAGGGAGGGAGGGGGAUUCACAGCAGUCUCGGCGGUGGUGAGAUCGACGAGCAGUCACGCAGCCAUGUUUGCUCUCUGUGCAGCUCGCGUGGUGCCUGCACUCGGUUCUUCGUCCUCCGCGUCUUCGUCAUUCCGGGGUUCUAGAAUUACCUCGAAAGGAUUAUGUGAGGUUUCAAGUUUGUCAGCUCGAACGACAUGCGCUACGGUGCGGUGCAUUCACUCGGAUAGUUUAAAUGAAAAUCAUCGAACCGAUUCUGAAGCUAAGACUAAGCUUUUUAGUAGGGCAGAUUCUCUGUCGAACGGUUUAGAUGAAUGUAACUUUAGUAAGCGUAGAGCAAUAGGGCGCAGAGACCUUUUGAAUCUUGCUGCAGGAUUCGGAAGUGCUCUGCUAGUUGAAAGAUUAGCGGAAAAAGACAUUGCUUUAGCAGUCUCAAAGAAAGACCCCUCCCCAAAGAGCCCUGUCGAUGAGAAGAGAUUGCUCGAUCAGAAUCGGAGGAUGCAAAAAGUCAACAAUGCUCCAGAGGAUUUUCCUACCUUUAUUCGCGAAGGAUUCCAGGUGAAGGUGAUAACGGAUGACAAGUACACGACGGCCGAAUCGGGACUCAUUUACUACGACAUUGUUGAAGGCCAAGGGGAGUCGCCGAAGGAUGGGCAGCAGUUAAAAUUCCAUUACAUAGGAUAUAACGAGAAUGGACGGCGCAUUGAUAGUAGCUAUCAACAAGGUGAACCUGCACGUACAAGACUUGGUAUCAAAGGGAUGAUUCCUGGUUUCGAAGAAGGGAUUCGGACCAUGAAGCCUGGAGGCAAGCGUCGGAUUGUUAUUCCUCCCGAACUUGGUCCCCCGGUUGGACCAUCAACCUUCUUUAGUGCCAAGCAAUUUGAAGUAUUCGACGUGGAACUGUUAGAAGUGAAGAAUUGCGAAAGAAGAACUGUGUUUCUUUACUCUGAUGUUGUUUGUGAUUAGGCUUCUAUCUAUCUUACUAGGAAAUACCAUUCUGGAGUCGGCAACAAUGUGGUGCAGCUUUGUGGGCUUAAUUUAUGGCUUUCCUAAAUCGAAGUUUUCUUUUGACC